Molecule: messenger RNA, 1410 nt
Organism: Tetrahymena thermophila SB210
Lineage: Eukaryota; Ciliophora; Oligohymenophorea; Hymenostomatida; Tetrahymenidae
Product: cell surface immobilization antigen
Exons: 1
Source: RefSeq, a predicted model, not a curated record
AUGAAAAGUUAUUUAAAAGUACUAGUCUCUUCUCUUGCAUUAGUCUCUAUAGUAAACGCUACUACAGGUAAAUUAGUAAAUUGUUCUCCUACUGAUACUUGUGUCACAACAGAUUGCCCAAAUUAUGCUGGUGGUUCAUGGUCAAGUGAUCCAAGUUCAAAUAGAUGUUUCAUUUCUAAUUGUGAAGCUAUUACUACUCCACCUUCCCCUUUAACUGACCUUUAUUGUGGAACUUGUCCUCCAGAUAUUGGGUCAGCUGGAGCUUAGAAAUAUGCAAAUACUUCUGGGGGAGCUUGUGUAGCAGCUACAGCAUCCUGCGGAAUUCAUAGAUCUAGUAUAUGGACAGAUAAUGAUUGCGGUAUAUGUAACGGAACAUCUCAAGGUAAUGCAUAAUAUGCAAACAGUUCAAGAUCAAAAUGUGUAGCUCCUUCAGAUAGCUGUGGAGGUAACAGAAAGGUUGCUUCUAAAUGGACAGAUAAUGACUGCAAUUUAUGUAAUAGCCCCGCCUCUACUGCUAUAUAUGCUAAUCCAGCAGGAGAUAGAUGUGUAGCUUCUUCAGCUAGUUGUGGAGCAAGUAGACCUUCAACUACUAAAUGGACAGAUAAAGAUUGUGGUAUAUGCAAUGGUACCUCUGCUGGCAACGCAUAAUACGCUAAUUCUUCAGGAACUUAAUGCGUAGCUUCAUCAGAUAGUUGCGGCGGAAGUAGAGCUUCUAGUUCUAAAUGGACAGAUGGUGAUUGCAGUUUAUGUAAUGGUACUUCCCCUGGUAGUGCUUCAUUUUCUAAUCCAACUGGCAGUUAAUGUAUAGCUACAUCAGCUAGUUGUGGUGCAAGUAGACCUUCGACUUCUUUAUGGACAGAUAACGACUGUGGUUUAUGUAAUGGCACAUCUUCUGGUAGUUAAUAAUAUGCUAAUACAUCUGGAACUAGCUGUGUUGCUUCAACAGCAAGUUGCGGAGCUAGUAGACCUUCAACCUCUGUGUUCACAGACUCCGAUUGUGGUAUUUGUAAUGGUACAUCUCCUAAUAGUGCCUAAUAUGCUAAUACAGCUGGAAAUAAAUGUGUAGCUUCAUCUGCAAGUUGCGGGGCUAGUAGACCUGCUUCAACUUUGUGGACAGACUCUGACUGCGCUUUAUGUAAUGGUACAUCUGCUAAUAGUGCCUAAUAUGUUAAUACAGCUGGAAAUAAAUGUGUAGCUUCAUCUGCAAGUUGCGGGGCUAGUAGACCUGCUUCUACUUUGUGGACAGACUCAGACUGCGCUUUAUGUAAUGGUACUACUCCUGGUAGCAACUAAUAUGCAAACCCAAGCAAAAAGGCAUGCUAAUCUACAAUUCCUCCACCUACUAAUUCAUAUAAUAACUCAUCUAUAUUAAUAUGCUCAUUUUUGCUUUUUGUUAACUUCUUUUUCUGA